Anthonomus grandis grandis is the source of this 1653-nucleotide messenger RNA. RefSeq names its product serine/threonine-protein kinase RIO1 (gene RIOK1). The transcript is spliced from 2 exons. Lineage: Eukaryota; Metazoa; Arthropoda; Insecta; Coleoptera; Curculionidae. Gene Ontology annotation, cellular component: cytosol; preribosome, small subunit precursor. The record is from RefSeq and is a predicted model, not a curated record. Gene Ontology annotation, biological process: maturation of SSU-rRNA. Bases 64 to 1629 code for a protein of 521 amino acids. Gene Ontology annotation, molecular function: ATP binding; protein serine/threonine kinase activity.
UUUCGUUUAUUUUGAUUUGUUGAUGUGACAAAACAACACGUUUCCGCAAUAAAAACACAGAAAAUGACCACGAAAACCCUUACAGAAGACGAACUGUUCGCUGACAUAGAAGACGAACACUCAGAACCACUUAACCACAUGGACAAGUUACAAAUUCAAGACUGUCAAGAAGAAUAUUACGAUGAUGAUGAUGAUGAGCACUAUUAUGAAGAAGACUAUACUCAAGAGGACUAUUCCAUACAAAACUCACGCACCCACACCAACCAGCAACAGCAAUCGAACAAAAUAAGCAACUUCCAACCCUCCGACAACUUAUUUAAGAAGUACUCGAACAAAAUCAAUGUGGAGAAAUACGAAGUGUCUUCCUUGCCCAAUCAUGCCGUAAGUCACUUAAUAAUGAACGAGAAAAAGAUGGAAAACGAGAGACGCAGAACGAAAGACAAACAUGACAGAGCUACAGCGGAACAAGUGAUGGAUCCUCGCACCAGAAUGAUUUUAUUUAAGUUAUUAAACAGGAACAUCAUUAGUGAGGUGAAUGGAUGCAUAUCGACUGGUAAGGAGGCAAACGUGUACCAUGCCUCGACAAAAACAGGCCGUGACUAUGCGAUAAAAAUUUACAAAACUUCCAUUUUGGUGUUUAAAGAUCGAGAUAAGUAUGUCACUGGGGAGUUUAGGUUUAGACACGGAUACUCCAAACAUAACCCAAGAAAAAUGGUUAGAACCUGGGCCGAAAAAGAAAUGAGAAACCUACAUAGGAUGUACUCGAACGGCCUAAAUGUACCUGAGCCAAUAAUCCUCAGAUCCCACGUACUUGUCAUGGAAUUUAUUGGGAAAAAUGGUUGGCCUGCCCCAAAACUGAAAGAUGUCGAACUGAACCAGUCAAAAGCCAGGGAAAUCUAUAGGGACAUAGUGAUUAUCAUCUGGAAAAUGUAUAACAAGUGCAAACUGGUGCAUGCCGACCUUUCUGAGUUCAACAUGCUUUACCAUAACGGAGAAAUUUACAUAAUAGAUGUCUCGCAGAGUGUGGAACAUGACCAUCCGCACGCCCUGGAAUUUCUAAGGAAAGAUUGCACCAAUAUCACCGAUUAUUUCAAGAAAAGAGAUGUGGCCACGAUGAGUUUAAAAGAACUGUUUGAUUUUAUAACUGACCCGUCCAUUAAUGAGGAAAACAUGGAGGAGUGUUUGAGUAAGUUGGCUGAAAAGGCUGCCGAGAGGACUGAAACUACUUCUACCGAGCAAAUAGACGAAGAGGUUUUUAAGCAAGCCUACAUACCCAAACGUCUCACAGAAGUGAUCGACUUCGAACGCGACAUAAACCAAGCAAAGUCCGGUUUAGUCGAAGAUUUGGUCUAUAAAACCCUCGUGGGCCUAAAGUCGGAUCUGAGUGGGACGAUUCAGCAACCGGAAAUCCUCGAGGAACAAGUGAAAAGUGAAGGAUCAGAAGACGAAUCGAGUGGAUCAGAAGAGGAAGAGGAGAGUAAGUUCGUGGACAGUUCCAGACCGAGACACGAGUCGUUGGACGAGAAAAAAGCGAGAAAGAAAGCGGUUAAAGAGGCCCAAGCGGAGAAGAGAAAAGUGAAAGUGAAGAAGCACAUAAAGAAACAAAAAGAGCGUAAAAUUAAGAAGUGAUUAUUAUACUAUAGUUGAAUAGUG